Molecule: messenger RNA, 720 nt
Organism: Brettanomyces bruxellensis
Lineage: Eukaryota; Fungi; Ascomycota; Pichiomycetes; Pichiales; Pichiaceae
Exons: 1
Coding region: 1-720 (239 amino acids)
Biological process (GO): transcription by RNA polymerase I
Source: RefSeq, a predicted model, not a curated record
AUGGCAAAAAAUCACUUGUCAUCCGAGAUGGUGGAAGAAUCUGAUCUUGAAAGCGCCUCAUCUGAUGAUGAAAUCGUGCAGGAAGAAUACGAGCCACCAAGAUCCUAUGAUCAAGUUGAUGGACUAUCUUUAGUGAAGGAGCUCACACAUGAUUAUCUUAAAGACCAUCCAAAGUUACAGCUAUGGCUUAUAAAGUACCCAGAUGAACUUGAUGUUUCUCAAAUUAAACAAAUACCAAUUAAUAGUAUAGGUGAUUCAGAAUCAUUCGACGUCGAUAAAAAGUCAUUUGAUAUUGCUGAAGAUCUUACUGCAAUAGACGACACAAACAAUAGUAAGGAUCAAAAAUAUUCUCUACUUUUACCGGAGAAGUCAUCUACUUAUACGGCGGAGAAACCAAAGAAGAUAACCAGAUUUUUUAAUAUUUCAGAAAAGAUUGAGAUUCCAGCUAUAGAUUGGGAUACGGCGAUUGCGCAAAAGCCAAAGGUUAAACCCAUUGCAAAUCUCAGGAUGCGCCAUUUUCCAACGGGAUAUUACAUUAAAGAUUAUAAAGAAGCCAAGGAGCCUGUUAUCCCUUCUCCAAGAAAGAGGAAAGCAUCGAAUGUUCAAGAUACAAAAAAUCCUUCAUUAAACUCUACAAAGGCCUUAGAAGGAGAAACUCCAAGAAAAAAGCAUCACCAUCAUCACCAUCAUCACCAUAAGGAGAAAUAUCAACAGCACUGA